UACCGCGAGGCAGUAUCUGCGGCCUGUCUCAAUUUUAUAUAAAUAAAAUGUGAAGCAUGAGAUUGUGCUUUAAUAUAAGUUUAAUUGGCUGCGCCAUAUUUCACCAAGUUAAGGAGGAGCAGGAACAUAAUGUUGUCCGCUGGGAUAUGUGGCUAUCAAUAAUGUGAUCGGAAAAUUCUAACAAUACCUCAAGAGAGAGAGAGUUUCAAUUCUGUAGCUGUUAACAGUGAGAGAUAUCUUAAGCAUAUCAGUUUCUACAUUCUGGAUAUAACGAUACAAAAGACUAACGACGAUGGCGCUUUUGGCUAAUGACAAUUUUACAUACAAAUACAUAUACUCGGAAAAUACAUCAAUUCCAAUGCUCAACAUCACUGAAGAUGACAACAUCACAGCCAAUAACUCUCCCUGUGGCUCUGUGAAUGACAUAGAACUUGACCGGACUUAUAGACUGAUGAUACUCUAUCUUACUAUUGUGUUGUGCCUGAUAGGCAGUGUUCUCGUUAUUCUUUGGAUGUGUUGCAAUCGGCGUAUCUUCCCAAAGUUCAAGCACUAUUCCCGAGUAAACGUGUUCAUCCUGCAUCUGACUGUAGCUGAUCUUCUCGUCAUCAUGUUGGCCAUGGUACCCCAACUUGUCUGGGAGCACGCGGAACGCGACUGGCGGGCUGGGGACAUUAUGUGCCGCCUUGUAAAGUUUCUCCAAAGUUUCUCAAUGAUGGCGAGUAAUUACAUGGUCGUUGUGAUUGCCAUCGAUCGCCAUCAGGCUAUUCGGGCUCCACUUAAAGAGGCUUUCUCGCGACGUAGAAACUAUAUAUGGAAGAUGUCUGGGACUGGCUGGGGUCUAGCUGCGUUGUUUUCGCUCCCGGUGACGGGUGUGUUUCACACGGUAGAAAAAGAGGACGGCGAGACCCGGUGCGAAAACAUCUUUCGGAAUCUACCGCACUGGCAUCGCCAAAUCUGGAUGACCUGGGUAUCAUUCGUCGUGUUUUUCAUCCCCUUUGUCAUGCUGGUCAUCUGUUAUUUGAGGAUAUUCAUGAAAAUUUCAAAAAAGGCUUUACAAAACAGCAGUGUCAAAUACCGUCAAGAAAAAGGAAAGAUAUACUUACAAAGUACGCACUCAAGUUCCCUGCCUAGAGCAAAAAUAAAGACACUUAAAAUGACAUUUGUCAUCCUAUUGACAUUCAUCAUUUGUUCCAUGCCAUAUUUUGUUGUUGAGAUGAUAAUGUCCUACGGCAACUAUUGUCUUAUUUCCAAAAAACUGUAUGCCAUACUCGGAGGAAUGGCGGCGUGUAAUUCAGCCACAAACCCUUACGUGUUCUUAGCAUUCAACAUUAACACUAACUGGUUUAAGCAACUCAAGGAGUGUCGUUCUAACAAGACGCAAUCGCCACUUCGUGGGUACAAUUCCUGUCCCACGGGAUCAACUGGACCACACGCCAACCAUUCUGUGUGCAGGAACAACAGUCAGUUUGUCCCCUUUAAUCGCCAAGAUACGUGCGAGACUCAAGUGGAAAUGAAGAUUCUCAGACAUUGACCAUGUGUUGCUGUAGGUAUUUUUUUUAUAUACAAGGGAACUUUAGUAUGUAGAUCAAUUCAUGCUCGAGUUACGAUUACUAUUUGAAACCAAGAUCUAUCGUUGCUAUAUGUCAGAAGUAUAUAGUUAUGUAAUCCACCUUGAUCCACUCGAGACAAAGCCAUCGUUCUUCGUAUUAGUAUAAGUAAGCUUUUAUUGACACCGCUGACUAAACGUAUUUGUCCUCAUGUUGUCAUGUGUGUAUGACCUGAGUGUAAUAAAGAUAUUUGUUGUU
Messenger RNA from Mya arenaria, 1805 nucleotides. Its product is annotated as mesotocin receptor-like. Gene Ontology annotation, molecular function: peptide binding; vasopressin receptor activity. The transcript is spliced from 4 exons. Lineage: Eukaryota; Metazoa; Mollusca; Bivalvia; Myida; Myidae. Gene Ontology annotation, biological process: G protein-coupled receptor signaling pathway. Gene Ontology annotation, cellular component: membrane. The coding region runs from base 293 to 1531 and encodes 412 amino acids. The record is from RefSeq and is a predicted model, not a curated record.